Molecule: messenger RNA, 666 nt
Organism: Mesorhabditis spiculigera
Lineage: Eukaryota; Metazoa; Nematoda; Chromadorea; Rhabditida; Rhabditidae
Source: the annotation of a GenBank genome assembly
AUGAAGGAGGACGGCCGCGUGCGGCUGAAUGUCGGCGGCCAAAUAUUUGAGACAAGCGCUUUUACUUUGACACGAUACAGGGACACGAUGUUGGCGACGAUGGUUGAGGAUCGGUGGACGAGCUCGGCUCCCGAAAAAGAGCUAUUUAUCGACCGUGACCCGUCCCACUUCCAUCGGAUUCUCAACUUUCUGCGCGAUGGAGCUGAAUUCUUUCAGCUUCCGCGCGAGGAUCGGGCAUUGGAUGAGUUGCGAAAGGAAGCGUCGUUUUUCGGAAUCACUGAGUUGGUGGCUUUGUGCGACGUGGCGCUGGCUCCAUUUCAGGUGGGUGACACGGUUGGCUGGCGUGCCGAGGCCAUCCCUUUGUACUGGCGAUCCUUCGUGCGCUACAUGGUCGACGAUAACCUGACAUUGCCAUUCAUCUAUGACAGGAACAAUCACAUCCUUGCCAAAUGCAUUGGCUGCCAAGAGUUUCAGGACCCUAAAAGCGCCUACAUAAUUGAAAUCAACUACCAGGACUGGGAGCCGAUGAAGCACCAUAUGGAGACGAUGACUGCCGAAAUUGUCGAGAUGAUGGGUAUAUGCUGCAAUGUCUCCUGGGACAAUGGGCAGCAAAUCCAUCUGCCCUGCUCGGCGCUACGUCGUUUUCUGCCCGGUGACGAAACACGA